Molecule: messenger RNA, 1430 nt
Organism: Dermatophagoides farinae (American house dust mite)
Lineage: Eukaryota; Metazoa; Arthropoda; Arachnida; Sarcoptiformes; Pyroglyphidae
Source: RefSeq, a predicted model, not a curated record
CAGCAGCAGCAGCAGCAGCCACAACAACAGAUAAUGAAUUCAAAUAUCGAUAAUAAUAAUGGUAGUAAUAAUGGUUUACCGAUUGAUCGACAACAACAACAACAACAACAACAGCAGCAGCCACCAUAUUCAUAUCAACAAAAUCAAUUUCAAUCAUCAAUAUCAUGUGGACAAUUAGAAUUCUAUGUACAAUUAACAUUUGAUAAACCAUUCAAAGGAUUAGUUUAUGCAUAUAAAAUGUUUAAAAUUGAACAGAAUCCAAUGAUUACAAAUCAACAACAACAACAAAUUUAUGGACAUUAUUAUUAUCCAAUUGAAAUAUUGGAUUCAUGUACAAUACGUGGUAAUGGUGCAUCGAUCGUUUAUCUGGAAUUAUCAUUUUUAAGUGAAUGUAUUGAAAAAUUACAGCCAUUUUCAAUGAUGAAUACAAAUUUUGCUGAUAAUAUAGAAGAUUAUGGUAAUAAUAAUAAUAAAUCCAAUUUCAAUGAUACAAUGAUGAUGAAUGAAAAUAAUGAUGGUUUCAUCAAUACACAUACAAUCAAUCUAGAUGGAUUUAAUUUUCGUCGUGCUUUGAAUAAUAAUGAUAUGAUGCAAAUGAAUAGUUUUUAUCUUCAACAGCAGCAACAACAACAACAACAAUAUUAUCAUCAUCAUUAUCAUCAUCAGCAGCAAGAACAACGCCAACAACAACAACAACAACAACAUCAAUUAAAUAUAAGUAAAGAUGAUACAUAUCAAUUAUCACUUUAUAUACAGAAUGAUCCAAAAAUUGAACAAAAAUAUGAUAGUAAAGUUAUUGUACAAUGUUCACCAAGAGUAACAAAAAAUAUAAUUAUGGAACAUAAUUCAAAUUUAAAUGAUUUUUAUCGUAAAAUGGAUGAUAAUAAUAUUGGUGAUCAUAAUCAUCAUCAUCAUCAUCAUCAUCAUCAUCAUAUGAUGAACAAUGAAAUUGAUAUAACAAAUCUGAUUGAAUCACGAAUGGAUAUCUUACGUGGGCGUAUACCAUUCUUAAAAUUGAUUGAUAAUAAUGUAGAACUAGGUGAUGAUGUAACAUUGAUCAUAAGAACAAGGCAACUAGAUGAUUAUGAUUCUAGAAUAUCUACCUGUUAUGCAUAUGAUGAACAUGAUACAAUGCGUUAUGAAUUGACAAAUCAAGAUGGAUGUCCAGUCGAUUCAACCGUAAUGACAGCAUUCAAGGUGAUGCAUAAUGUUGGAUCCGAAUCAAAAGUUUAUUAUACAACAUUUCCUGCAUUUAAAUUUCCGGGUAGCCAAUAUCUAAAUAUACAAUGUACAUUAUUAGUUUGUCGCCAGAUUUGUCCAAAUCCCACAUGUGAUCACAAUCAACAUUCAAAUCGAAACACACAACAAUGGUAAAAAAUGUUGGCCAAAAAUCCUGUUGGAUCCCGAGAAUUAAUUCAGAACAUCAUCAA